Prorocentrum cordatum is the source of this 1306-nucleotide messenger RNA. Lineage: Eukaryota; Dinophyceae; Prorocentrales; Prorocentraceae. The record is from the annotation of a GenBank genome assembly.
AUGGAGCUGCUGGACAAGGUCCUCGUGAGCGACCCGUGCAACGAGAAGGCGCUCUUCAGGCGGGCGAGGGCGUCGUGCGCCCUCUCCUGGUGGGGCAAGUGCGAGGCAGACCUCCUGAAGCUGGUGAGCCUGAACCCACGGAACAGCGAGGCCUUCCAGAUGCUGCGGAGCACGUGGGACAAGCUGGGCAAGGACCGGAGGAUCUUCGGGGGGGUCGUGAGCGACAACAUAGCGGCGGGCUUGGAGGAACUCUGCCCUGACGGCACCGUGCGGAAGCUGCGCACGGAGGACUACGGCGAGGGUGACCCCGACGAGAGGCCCUCCUGGCUGCGGCCCGCGUGGCUCGAUCGGGGAGGAGCGGAGAAGGUGGUGGUCACGUGCCAGAUGAUUAUCUGGUCGUUCGGCGGCGAGGAGCUGUACAAUAGCAAAGAGUACAAGCCGCGGCCACAGACCAGGGAGGCCCGCAAGGAGCUCGUGGAAACCAUGGAGAUGGGCUGGUGGGAUUUCUUCGACCAGGAGGCCAGGAAGGCGCCCCGCCUGAUAGGCGAUUUCCACCCGACGGUCAAGAAGGGGCCCGUGCGCUGGCGGCUGGGCGAUCCUGGCAUGUACAGAGGACUCGACCUGGCCGUGCGCACGAUGAAGCCUGGGGAACGCACCUUGUUUGAGGUGGAUCAGCCGAUGCUCGGGCCGUCGGUGGAGGCGUUCUACGAUGAGCUGGGCUCCCACGCGAGCGUCGCCGGGCUGCCGCAGCUUCAGUACCACAUCGACGAGGAGAGGCUGGCGAUCCUGGAGGACGAGGUUCCGGAGCGGGAGCUCGACCUGGACAGCAAGCUGCAGCGUGGCGUCCGGGUGGAGCUGACCCUGCUGGGCUUCCAGCCGUACCGCGACCUGUCCGAGUGCCGCGACGGCUCAGACCUGCUCGCGGUGCUUCGCCAGGGGCCGCCCACCUCUGCGGUGCUGCGGCGGGGCAGCGAGGUCUGCGGCUUCUUCUUCGUCACGCGGCCCUUCGACUCCGCGCUGCUCCUGCAGAACGGGCCCGUGAGCUGGAGGCUCGGCGUGGACGAGGGCCAGUUCCUGGAGGCUGGGAGCAACCAGCUUCACGAUGUGGCCCCGCAGUACGCGGCGCAGUUCGGUGCCGCGCGCCCAGAGGCGACCGGCGAGGCAGCAGACGCGGGGCUCGGCGCCAUGUGCUCUGUCCUGGUCCACAUUCUGCCAGAGGCGGCUCCGCGCCGCGGCCUGGGCCCGCCCGGCCUCGGUGGGGGCAAACAGGCCGGCCACUCCGCGCGCCGCCGGUCCUGCGAUCCAG